This is a messenger RNA of Metopolophium dirhodum (rose-grain aphid), 1401 nucleotides long. RefSeq lists its product as uncharacterized. The transcript has 2 exons. The coding region runs from base 1 to 1401 and encodes 466 amino acids. The record is from RefSeq and is a predicted model, not a curated record. Gene Ontology annotation, molecular function: catalytic activity. Lineage: Eukaryota; Metazoa; Arthropoda; Insecta; Hemiptera; Aphididae.
AUGAGUACCUUCCUACAGAUCAAUCUCAACUGCUGCAAGGCAGCUCAAGCGCUGGCGUUACAGCAGGCUGCAGAGUCCAACGUUGAUCUCCUCAUCGUCAGCGAGCCCUGCCCAACGAAGGUCGACGCAUGGUACUACGACGCUCACGGUAAAGCGGCUAUAGCAUGCCUCCGUGGUCUCCCAGUGGACAUAGUCGGCCCUACUGAACCAGGGUUCACGUGGAUCCAGGCUGGUACCCUCCGCAUCUAUUCUUGUUAUUGGUCCCCCAGGUCUGACCCCAACCUCGCCCAAUACUCUGCGUUUCUCAGCAACCUUGAGCACAGCAUUAGAAGUCACAGCGGAGACUCUCUUAUUUGUGGAGACUUCAACGCGCACCAUUCCGCCUGGGGCAGCUGCUCCAAUAACAAGAAAGGUGAUGCACUGAUGGACCUCAUCCAGUCCCUAGGCCUCAUUAUAUGCAACACUGGCACGACCCCCACUUUCCAGAGGGCGUCUGGCUCCUCGGUGAUCGACAUCACUCUGGCCUCCCCCCGUGUGGCUUCCAGAAUAUCUAAUUGGUCUGUCUUAGACACGGUGACCUUAAGCGAUCACAGCUACAUCCAGUUCACUCUCUUGUCCGCGCCCAUUAAGCCAGUCAACGCGACAUACUCUCGGAGACUCCACGCACCCGCUCUGGCGUCCUUUCUCUCGACCGGUCAACUACUACACUUCAGCAACAGUACUGACGUGGAUGAAAUGGCUAUCAAUCUGAACUCGGCGCUCUACGCCGUUUGUGGCCUACCCUUGGCAGACAAUAAAGGUAAAAGGAGGAGCGUACACUGGUGGUCCCCGAGCCUAAGCGCGUUGCGCAAGACCGCAAACCAUCUGCGUCGUGUUUUCCAGCGCAAGCGCCGACGCCUUGGUGCUGCCGCCUGCACUGAUGAAGAGCUUGCUGCAAAAUCCGCGAAACUGGCCCUCGUUAAAGCAAUCAGAAACGCCAAAGAUCAAGCCUGGAGACAACUAUGUGACGACGUCGAACGGGACCCAUGGGGAAAGCCCUACAAGAUUGUAAUGGGAAGAAUGAAUGUAAGGACUCCCAUCCCCGGGCUUAAUCUCCCAGGAAGGCUCCCAGCUAUAAUCCAGCACCUCUUUCCGUCACAUCAGAUUAAUCACCUGAACACCUUUUGCCCAUCAUUGUCGACCCCUGCACGGAAGAUCGACCUAGAGGAGCUGAAAUCAGCGUCUGGAUGGGGUGGCAAGGUCGGAGGCAGCCUGCUCGCUCGCAGCAAAUGCCCUAAGGGAAGGACAACCCUGACAGAAAACCCUUCAACCCCCAACUCGUCAUGGGGGUCUCUUGGCACGGAAGUAGGAACGUGUCCACGAGGACCCUGUGGGGCACCUGGCGCCCCCCACAGUAUCUAG